Acanthosepion pharaonis is the source of this 1095-nucleotide messenger RNA. NCBI's taxonomy places the organism in Eukaryota, Metazoa, Mollusca, Cephalopoda, Sepiida, Sepiidae. The record is from the annotation of a GenBank genome assembly.
AUGUUCAACUCUGAAUCUGAAAGAACGUGGCAAUAUGGCGGAGAGAGCAACAAAUCACAACGAAAAACUUUAAGGUCCGAUGAAGACGACAACAACUGGCAAAGAGAACAUUUGCCUAAGUGUCAUCACUUUAGUGAUAGCAAGUGUGUCUGUAACCAGUGUGGGAGUUGUAAAGGUCGCCUGUGCAGACAGCGAAACCACAACCAUUCACAAAACGAUCACAUAGUGCACCUUCCGCAACAGCAAAACGAUGCACAAAACCUGGCACAGAAAACGCAAUCACUUAAUGAGCACCAUAAUGAGCAUCACAACGAGCAUCAUAAUGAGCAUCAUAAUGUCUACCAAGAGAAACAAAUAAACUGUCAUUACAGUUUUCAUCAAAUUCACAAAUGUCGACUAAAACGAGACCCACGUUGUCGUAAAAAUGAUAAAGUUUCCCAGGCAGUACCGGGGACAGAGACAACAGCCAAGAAAUCGGCAACAGGUGCUAACAUAGGCAAAGAAACAAGGGAAUUAUGUGUUUUAAAUAGACACGAUGAUUGCUUUAAUCAUAAAACAAGGACGUCACCUGAAACCUUAAACUCUGACCAUAGCGGCAUCGCUAAUGAUAAUAUUACCAUAAAUAAUAACAACAACAUCGACCGUAACAGCGCUUCUUGUGAGUGUAUCAUUGAUAACGGCAGUAGCCAGCCCACUGACGAAACGUCGUCAAAUUAUACUCCGAAAGUAUCUACUGACCCCGUCGAAAAAUGCCGGGUGCGUUGGAUAGGCAAGCGAAAGCACAUGCCGCCCUCACCUGUAGUCCUGAAGACCACGCCCAGUGUGCAUCCGGCAGUAGUUUUGGUAGCCAACAAAAGUCAACCCAGAAGCCUCUCAAGUCAGUCAAGCACUGCAGCGGGUGAGGUGGACGCGGAUAUAUUGAAAAAAAGAAGAUUGGCUGCUAAUGCCAGGGAAAGACGUCGAAUGAUGAGUUUAAACGUCGCCUUUGACAAUUUGAGAGCAGUCGUUCCGUCUCAUGGAAAGAUGUCCAAAUACGAUACUUUGCAGUUGGCACAGGCUUACAUCUCAAAGUUGCAAGAAAUCCUUGAAAUUUAA